Thermochaetoides thermophila DSM 1495 is the source of this 855-nucleotide messenger RNA. RefSeq lists its product as uncharacterized. The transcript is spliced from 3 exons. The record is from RefSeq and is a predicted model, not a curated record. Lineage: Eukaryota; Fungi; Ascomycota; Sordariomycetes; Sordariales; Chaetomiaceae. The coding region runs from base 1 to 855 and encodes 284 amino acids.
AUGUACCCUCCUCCCCCGGCCCCGGCUAGCUUCGCCUCUCGGGAGGAGCUAGAACAGUUCGCUUGGGCGGUUUAUGACGUCCUAGCCGGUGUGGCGGGGCGCUUUUCCAUUCGACCCGGCAAGCACAAUAAGAGCGCCUCGUGGUGGUCGGAGGGACUUGCCACAGCCAGGGAGACCAACCCGGUGGUAUAUCGAAAGCUCUGCAAGGAGGCUAGAGUCAACUUCUACAAGGAAAGAAUCUCCACUGCCACCUCCUCGGCAGAGUGGGGAAGGAUACUGAGGUGGCGCAAAGAUGCCCCUGACAACAGACCAAUGGUUAUGAUCGUCGACGGUAGGGUAGUGUCGGACACGGAGCAGGUGGCAGCGUACCUAGCUACCCAGGCCUUUCGGCCUGCCGGGGCUCAGGAGGGCCCCCGCCCGGCCUGGCUCGGCCCCCGGCUACCCCUUGAAUGGCCGACGCGGCUGGCUGCCCCACUCAGUGAUGAGGAGCUCAAGGACGCCUUCUUCGGAGCCUUGGUCAAUCAGCUGUGCACCAAGGCCCGAGGGCUCGGCCUCAAGGUCGACCCGAACAAGACUGAGGUCCUCUACAUCCUCCCCCGCGGCACCGGAGCGAGGCGUGGCAGGAUCGACCCCACAACGAUCUCGACUCAGGUGGAGAGGACGUCCUUCCUCCCUGCUAACCCCAAGAUCUUCGACGCGGUCGUCACCCCUUCUGUCACAUGGACACGGCAGUCCAAGGAAAGGGAUGUCCCCGACUGCCAACACGAGGGACACCAGAGACAGGAUGAUUGUGAGCGGCACAAAUACGUGGUUGAUCCCGGAAGAUGUCUAGAGCCGGAUGACCGAAGAGAAUGA